AUGGGCGCCCGUAGUAUCAUCCCCCUUAUCCUGCUUCUCGCCUUUGUCGCAAUCGUUGCCGCGGUCGGCUAUGUCGUCUACAGCAUCAUGCAGGAUGUCAGCAAGCACACGCGCGAGAAGAUGGAGCGCAAGAACAUCGCUUUCACCAAGGACGGCAUGAAGGUGCAUGUAAGGGAGGUCAAAGAUGAGGCCUACAAGGACCAGACCCAGAGUGUCUUCGUCAACAUGUGGAACCACACUUCCUUCCCCGCAUACAAGAGCCGCCUGUGGGACAUGGCUGGCCCGUCUUCCACGGAACAGAAGAAAAGCGCCGAGAAGCGCAAGUAG
Messenger RNA from Penicillium paradoxum, 327 nucleotides. RefSeq lists its product as uncharacterized. NCBI's taxonomy places the organism in Eukaryota, Fungi, Ascomycota, Eurotiomycetes, Eurotiales, Aspergillaceae. Bases 1 to 327 code for a protein of 108 amino acids. The transcript has 2 exons. The record is from RefSeq and is a predicted model, not a curated record.